GUCUGUUUCUGAUGAUGCCAGUGAGAGAGCGGCACAUCUCGCGAUGAAUGAGAAUUCAGCUCUAGCACAAAUUCAGUCACACCGACAAUAAUGGCCGCUAUGCGCAGACUGGGAGUCAUAUUCAGGCGUUUGUCGCUGUCGUCCGCUCCACCAAACGCUUCUUUGCGGUCUCCGGUAAGGGAUAACCGAUGCGCACGCGGAGGAAUAGCCGUCGCUGUAGGCGUUGCCGCAGGGGGAGCGAUUGCAUAUUAUUAUUAUUCAGAAACGAACAGAUCGAAAGGGAGGAAAACCCAUAUGAACUUAACUGGCUGUCGGGCUCUGCUGCCUUCACUGCCUGCUGUAUCCGCAAGGGAGAAGGCACAUGUGUUUGAUUUUGAUGACGGUGAUGUGUACAUGUCAUCUCAUGAGCAUCGCUUCCGUCUCUUCAGCUCAGUGGAGUAUGAUGGGCAGCUGUACAUGACUCCUCAGAACUUCAUCGAGUCGGUCACCAUGAGCGAGCCUCGCCACAAGAAACCCUGGAGGUCUCUCACUAAACAGGAGCUGGAAAAGAUCUUGUCUGACACUCCACCUGUGUGGAAAGGGUCGUCCAAGCUGUUCCGAAACCUUCGUGAACGAGGCAUCAUCGCUUACACGGAGUAUCUCUUUCUGCUGUGCAUUCUGACAAAGCCUCAUGCAGGCUUUAAGAUCGCCUUCAACAUGUUUGACGCAGACGACAACCAGAUGGUGGAUAAGCGCGAGUUUCAUGUGCUGCAAGAAAUCUUCCGAAAGAAAAAUGAGAAGAAAAGCAGGAAAGGAGAUGCAGAGAAAUCUGCUCAGCUGAGUAUGCAGCUCUAUGGAUAUCAGGUUGCCCCCGUAAACAGCGUGCUAAAAAAAGAGACUCAGGAGUUUGUGCCCAGGAGCUACUGGGACAUGCUGAGACGUGGCGCGAGCCAAGCCCUCUUUUCUGACCUUGCAGAGCGUGGCGAUGAGAAUAUGAUGGUUGACACCACACUGCUCGUGCACUUCUUUGGCAAGAAGGGAAAGGCGGAGCUAACGUUUGAUGACUUCUACAGAUUCAUGGAUAAUAUUCAGACCGAGAUGUUAGAGAUCGAGUUCCUGACCUAUUCCAAAGGCAUGACUACCAUCAGUGAGGAGGACUUCGCCCGAAUCUUGCUCCGAUACACCAACGUGGAGGACAUCCGCAGCUAUCUGGAGAACGUGCGUCAGUGCAUACCUGAUGAAAAGGGCAUCACCUUUGAGGAGUUCAGAUCCUUCUUUCAGUUCCUUAAUAACCUAGAGGAUUUCGCCAUUGCCAUGCAGAUGUACAACUUUGCUUGUCGUUCCAUUGGACAAGAUGAGUUUGCUCGGGCAGUGUAUGUGGCCACAGGCCUGAAACUGACUCGUCACUUGGUCAACACCAUCUUCAAGAUUUUUGACGUGGAUCAUGAUGAUCAGCUCAGUUACAAGGAGUUUAUUGGCAUCAUGAAGGACCGGUUGCAUCGUGGAGGCAGGAACUAUAAGACUGUAGAGCGUUUCACUUCCUUUAGGUCAUGUCUAAAAAAGGAACUGGCUGGCAGCAGGUGAAUGAAAGAUGUGGCUUUUCCUUCUCAUAAAGAAACAUUUCAGAAAAGGUUUCUAGAGAAGGCAUAUCUGUCAUGAGAGCUACCUCUUCUUCUGAUCUUGAAACGUGGGGAGAUUGUGUUCCUGAAAUCAGCACUCUGCACUGCAUGUUCUAGUACCGGAUAGCUCUGCAUGUUUGAUCUCUUUCUACUUUAGUUCUUCUAUAAUCUUAUAUUCUUGUUUGCAUGCAACCUGCGGAUGAUAUCUCUGCCUUGAAUGAAUUGCAAUUGCUACAAGAUUUUUGUACGCUUUAGUUGCACAUAUUUGCCCAGGCAACGACAGAGAUCACAUUUAUUAAUUUUUUAUGAAGACCUAUUUAGCAGUAUGGGUUCAUGAUGUUUUCAUCUUUUUUCCAUAAAUAUAUGCAUUAUGAUUAUUUAAUCUUAAUCUUUUUUUCAUGUUUUUUAAUGUAAAGAAUUGUACUGUGUAAAAGGAACAUACUUAAGUGUUUGGAAGAGGGCUACCUGUAAUGUAAUAUUGAAGCUAAUGUAACAUGAUGAGAAUUGCCUUAAUCUAUUAUUAUUUCUCACACAAAUUAUUUAAUGUGGUUUGAUUAUGAAAUGUCUUGACCGCACAAAGAUUGUACAAGAUUGUCUACCAAUUGUCGUACAACGUCAUCCAAAGCAAUUAACAUCUUAAGUUUAUAACUAUGAUUUAAGGAAUAAAUAUAUAGGGGCGGUUUCCUGGACUGGGAUUAGACCUAGACUAAAAUAAAUGUAAGAGCUGUACAAACUGAAAAAAACUUGCACUAACAUAUCUUUAAAUACAUCAGUGCCUUUGUGUUGUCUCAAAAUGCACACAAGUAAUGUUUUUAGUAAGGCAUGUUUGUUAAAACUACUUAAAUUUUCUAAUUAAACUAGUCUUGGUUUAAAAUAAUCCCUGUCCGGGAAACCGCCCCUUGAUGUUCUGUCAAUGACAAAAGAUAAUAAAGUGUUCAGUAUGUAUGCCUAUAAAUGCAGACAUGGGUGUUUAACACGCGUUGCGUCCGAAAUUGCAUAAUAUGACAGUACGUACUGAUUUAAAUGAAUUCCCUACACGGACUAUUAACGUUCUAUAUAGUAUGUGUGGGUAGUAUGAAUACAACAACCGUUCAUGCAACACAAAAAUAUAAAUGACAAGAAAAGCUCAAGAGUAUGCAUAAAGUGAAUGGAAAUUUUUGAGUUGUGCAAACUAAAGUUGAAAUUAAGUAAACAUAACAUACAUUACCAGUGCAAUGAACUUAAUAUUAUCAGUACAAAUGCUGUGAGGAAUACCCAUAAACCCUUGUGCCUGAAAAGUUUGAUUAUUCAUGCUUUUUUUAAAUAAUAAGCACUUUUGGGGCAUUUAUAUAGAUCUUAAUAAGAUGUACAGUAUAAAGAUAGUUAAGAUGUCUUAAGUAUUAUUGGUGGUUUUUUGUUGUGAAUAAUUGUUUUCUGUGAAGUUACCCUUCAGGUGAUUUGUGUUUGCUUUGGUAAGGCUAGACCCUGUUCAACUCAUCAUAAUUUAAACAUCAACAACGAAAAGACACAUCAGAAAAGCAGUAAUUAGAGUGCUAUGUGUAGCUUCAAUCAAUGACUGACAUCAAAUUAGUCAUCAAUUACUUCAACUGUAUCCAAUAUAAUAAUUUACUAUAUGAAUAUUAAAAUGAGUUAAUUACAUGUUUAAGUACAGUCUACAUGAGAACUGUAAAUUCAUUGAACUCGUGCGACAUAUUUUUUCAAGUAAAGAAGGUCAAGUGAAUUCAUGUAUUUGUGUAAACCCAACAAAGAUUUUCUUGUUAUUGUGACUUAAAAUCUCCUUAAAUUGAAUCAACUUAAAAACUAUGAGGCAAAAAGGGCCCACAUACUGUAUAUUUUAAGUAAAGUCAACACAUCAUUUUUUACAAAGUUGGUACAAACAUAAUUUAUUCACGAGAAAUUCAUUAAUCUGUACUUACAUGUAAAAAAUGGACACCCGCUUCAAAGUUUUCCGCUAUUUUGAUUUUGUUAAAUUUGGAAUUUGACCAUUGCUCAGCUCCCGUUGCACCAUGGGAUAGAGAAGUGUCCAUUGCUGUGUCCCAAUCUGCAUACUAUCCGUCCUAAAUAGUAUUCGAAAGUAGAAUUAGUAUGUCCUGAAUCGUAGUAUGUUGAAAAGAGUAUUCCAAAGAUUUCCGGAUGAUCUACUACUUUCAGUAGAAAUUCGAAGUGCAGAACUAUGCACACUCUAGCGAGUAGCAUCUGAUCACACUCACAAAUCUCGGCAGAAGCAAUAGACCAUCCGGGUAUUUCUUGGCUACUGUUUUGUACAUACUGAGGUUUCGGACAUACUACUCAUGACUCAUUUUCGCAUACUAUAUAGUAUGGAAGUAGGCGAUUUCGGACGCACGGAUGGUGUUCUCCAACUGUAUCUUACAAAAUAUUGCCUUAUUGAUGUAAUGUAAAUGAUUACAUUUUCAGGUCUGUGGUACACAUGGUUUUUAAAAAAAUGAUAUACCGUUUUAACAAAUUGUUUAAAAGUGAUACUUGACUCCACAUACACACAGUCGGUUAUAUCUUAUGUGAACGUUAACACUUGGAUGUGUAUCAAAUGUACUGGAUCAGUGCAUUAAGCUCAAAAAACUGCUUUUGUCAUCAAUGUUAAUGAAACAGCAAAAGACAAACAGAAGUCACACACUGCUCUUGACUGAAUAACUUUUGCACCUUUAAUUCGAAUCACAUAUCCACACAUCCAAGUUUUUGUUGCAGUAUGAUAGAGCUAGUAAAAUACAUGUCACAUUAGGCCUACUUGGUUAUGUUCUGAUGAAAGCCACUCCUUGCUAAGCAAAGUUGAUCUGAUAAUGUUAAAUGAAAUUCAAGUGGAUGAUAUUUAUUCGAAAAUGACCAAGUUUGGGGUUAUUUUCAUGUCGGAUUCUGCAUAAUUUAUAUACAAGACUUUAUGGCAAAGACAAUAAUAGCAAGUCAAAAUGAUGUGGUCAGCAAGUUACACUUUUGCUCUUAAAUCAAACAGAAAUGUAUUUUUCUAAUGAACUUUUUCUUUAAGGUGUCUAUUUUCAAACUAAUUAAAUUAUACUAAAUAAAAUGUCAUGCACCUUAAAUUAAAUAAAUGAAAUAAAAAUGACUAAUCAACUAUUUAACACUUUAUUUACACUAGGUUGAAACUUGGCAUAUCAUAUCUAAAUGACAGGACUCUGGAACUAUAAACAUUAAGAGUUUUUUUUUCAAAAUGUUAAACAAGACGGAAUGUUCCAUUGUUAAUGUUUACAGUUAACAAAAUAAUCCUUACCUGUCCAGCAGAAGGAGCUAGCAGAGGUACACUUCUGAACAAAAUCUUAAGACCCGGGAAAACGUUACAAGUAUUCGCAUUUCUCGCUGGUGGAUCGUAACCAGGUUAUAAGUACUGCUUCAAAAUGCCAAAACAAGAAACAGGAGCAAGAGACAAAAAAACAGAGAGUAGGCAAUUUAUUGAAAACUUCAUUUAUCUUAAUCUGUUAUUUUACUAUUUGACAUUAAUAGAAAAUUAUCCAACAUAGAUAAACCCACAACCUGACACAAAGCUGUAUUAUGGCCCAAGAACACGAAGACUAAAUCCAGCACACUUGGAUACCUAGAUAUUUGUCGCCACCUACUGUUUGAUUUAUUAUAACACUCCAUAUCUUUCAAUAAAGUCAAGAAAUAUCAGGAUAUAUCCUGCUCUAUAUAUUUGCUCUUUUUCUGUUUAUAUUGAUACGUAUAUAUAGAUACUUUAUACAUUUAUUUUUAUCUUAUCUGUAUUUGUACAGAAUGUUUAUAUUUAAUGUUCCUGUGCUUUGGCAAUGUAAGAUUUGUUUUAUCAUGCCAAUAAAGCUUCUUUGAACCUUGAAUCUUCAUAUCUGGCGCUGCGUGUUCAUCUCCUCCGGCUUCUACACUCCAGUCCCUCUAGAUCCAUCCUGGUGCAUCAAAACAUAAACCAUUCUAAUCAAAAUCUGUGUCCGAAAUAGCCCCCUAUACCCUAAUAUAGUGCACUAUUUGAGGGGACAUCCAUUUUUAGUGGUGUCCGAAAUUCAUAGUGGACAUUAUUGAGUGCACUCAUUUAAUCCCAUGAUGCAUCAUAAUAACGAGUGUACAACCGAUGUACACUCACGGCUAGCUGCUAGCCAUACAUCGUGAUGCUCGCGCUGAUUGCUCGGCAGAAGAUGGCGCCCGCAGCAUUUCGAGUGCACAGGGUGUCCUAAUUUACUCACUCGUUUUGACCCGCUCCCGGACUAUAUUAGUGCACUAAUGUAGGGAAUAGUGAAUGAGGGUAUAGUGGGAGAUUUCGGACACAGCCAAAGAGAUGAAAGUAACACGUGUGUGACAGACAUCGGUGUAUCAUCUUAACUUCUCU
Molecule: messenger RNA, 5919 nt
Organism: Triplophysa rosa
Lineage: Eukaryota; Metazoa; Chordata; Actinopteri; Cypriniformes; Nemacheilidae
Gene: micu3a
Product: mitochondrial calcium uptake family, member 3a
Exons: 15
Coding region: 91-1563 (490 amino acids)
Biological process (GO): calcium import into the mitochondrion; mitochondrial calcium ion homeostasis
Cellular component (GO): uniplex complex
Molecular function (GO): calcium ion binding
Source: RefSeq, a predicted model, not a curated record